Messenger RNA from Letharia columbiana, 651 nucleotides. RefSeq lists its product as uncharacterized. Bases 1 to 651 code for a protein of 216 amino acids. Gene Ontology annotation, cellular component: Golgi apparatus. NCBI's taxonomy places the organism in Eukaryota, Fungi, Ascomycota, Lecanoromycetes, Lecanorales, Parmeliaceae. Gene Ontology annotation, biological process: intracellular protein transport; protein localization to organelle; Golgi to plasma membrane protein transport. Gene Ontology annotation, molecular function: GTP binding; GTPase activity. The transcript is spliced from 2 exons. The record is from RefSeq and is a predicted model, not a curated record.
AUGUACCACCUAGCCAAAAGCGUGUACUUUUGGGCCACGUCUAAAGAAGAGUACUCCAUCCUGCUCCUCGGCCUCGACAACGCCGGCAAAACCACCCUCCUCUCCACCAUCAAAUCCCUCUACAACGACCACCCGGCGCCCGCCAAACCCACCGUCCCCACCGUCGGCCAAAACGUCGCCACCGUCUCCCUCGACGACAUGUACCUCCAGAUCUGGGACGUGGGCGGCCAGCACGCCCUGCGGUCCAUGUGGACGAGCUACUACCCCGUCUGCCACGCCAUCGUCUUCGUCGUCGACGGCUGCGACAUCGGCGACGAUCUCGGCGGCGGCGGCGGUGAGGGGGCGGGACCGGUCGGGCGGCUGGAGGAGUGCCGGCGGACGCUCGAGUCGGUGCUGUCGCAUCCGAGCACGGCGUCCAUCCCGCUGCUGGUGCUGGCGAACAAGCAGGAUCGGGAGGACUGCGUGGAGACGGUGCGGAUCAAGGAGGGGCUCGUGCGGAGGGUGUUUGAGGGCGAGAGGGGCGGUGGCGUGAGGGACAGUCGGGUGUUGCCGGUCAGUGCGCUGAAGGGGGAGGGGGUGAGGGAGGCGGUGGAGUGGGUUCGGAGCCGGGUGAGGUGGAAUAAGGAGGGGAGGGGGCCGGUGAUGCGCUAG